AUGAUUCGAAAACUAUACUCUGGACUGGAUAUCAGACAUGCAAAGUCGUCUAAAGCUCCAAUCAGCUCAACUCCAAGAUCCAAGACAAAUCUCUUGGCGUAUGGACAUGCACCAUAUGUGAAAAUUUAUAGGCAUCGGCGUUGCGGACUCCGAGUCCCGGGAUUUGAUGCCCCGAAGCCCGUCUUCGUUCGGAGCUCCGACGCCGACGUUAUGGUCAUUGUAGACUGA
This is a messenger RNA of Morchella importuna, 228 nucleotides long. RefSeq lists its product as uncharacterized. NCBI's taxonomy places the organism in Eukaryota, Fungi, Ascomycota, Pezizomycetes, Pezizales, Morchellaceae. The transcript has 2 exons. Bases 1 to 228 code for a protein of 75 amino acids. The record is from RefSeq and is a predicted model, not a curated record.